Messenger RNA from Dentiscutata heterogama, 310 nucleotides. Lineage: Eukaryota; Fungi; Glomeromycota; Glomeromycetes; Diversisporales; Gigasporaceae. The record is from the annotation of a GenBank genome assembly.
GUCUCGCCUGAUUGUAAAAAGUCUUCCAGCAAAUUUAACUGAUCAAAAAUUUCGCGCUCAUUUUUCUACAAAAGGACAAGUUACGGAUGCAAAGAUUAUACGAACUGCAGAUGGGAAAUCUCGAUGUUUCGGAUUUAUUGGAUAUCGUACAGAAAAAGAAGCAAAUGACGCUUUAAAUUAUUUUAAUAAAACUUUUAUUUUUACUUCUAAAAUUACUGUUGAACAUGCCAAACCUGUAUGUUUAAAAUGUCCAAUCAAAUCCUUUAAUCGUUUAUUUUUAUUCAGAGUGAUGCAAUCGCCGAGUCAAUAG